Messenger RNA from Lobosporangium transversale, 938 nucleotides. RefSeq names its product rab11 protein. The transcript is spliced from 4 exons. The record is from RefSeq and is a predicted model, not a curated record. Gene Ontology annotation, cellular component: endosome. The coding region runs from base 83 to 721 and encodes 212 amino acids. NCBI's taxonomy places the organism in Eukaryota, Fungi, Mortierellomycota, Mortierellomycetes, Mortierellales, Mortierellaceae. Gene Ontology annotation, molecular function: GTPase activity; GTP binding.
AUCAAAUCAUCUUACUCUUUCUCAUUCCUCAUUCUUCUCCAUUUUCUUUCCUUUAUUUUUUUUUUUAAUCAGUAUUCAAGUCAUGGCCCAGAACGACGCUUACGACUUCCUCUUCAAGAUCGUCCUCAUUGGUGACUCAGGUGUCGGCAAGUCAAACUUGCUCAGCCGCUUCACUCGUGGUGACUUCAACCUUGAAUCAAAGUCCACCAUCGGUGUUGACUUUGGCGCUAGGACUGUUCAAGUCGAAGAUGGCAAGAUGAUCAAGGCCCAGAUUUGGGAUACUGCUGGACAGGAACGUUAUAGGGCUAUCACCUCAGCCUACUACCGAGGUGCUGUUGGUGCCUUGUUAUUGUAUGAUAUCACUCAACAUGGCACCUAUGAAUCUGUCUCAAGGUGGCUAUCUGAAGUUCGCGAGCAUGCGGAUUCAAACAUUAUCAUCAUGUUGGUCGGUAACAAGUCUGAUUUGAGACACUUGCGCUCCAUCCACACAGAGGAGGCCAAGAAUUUUGCAGAAGAGAACGGUCUUAUGUUCAUUGAGACUUCUGCUUUGGAUGCCACCAACGUUGAUAUGGCCUUUACCAGACUGUUGACUGAGAUCUAUAAGGUGGUCACAAAUCAUAUGCCCAAGGAAGGUGGCAAGGAUGAAUUAAAAGCUGGAGGCGCUUCAAUCAGCAUAACGCCUACUCCUCAGGACAAGCCUGCCGGUAGUGGAUGCUGCUAAGGAAGAAAAACAGCAACAUAGACCUCAUGCCCUUUUUUUUUUGUUUUCUAUAUUAUUCAGUUCCUUUCCUUUGAUUUUUGUUCAAGUCGAAUGCAGAUUGUAUUUUCAAGCAUGAACAAGAUUUAGCAGCAGCCAGAUAUCGUUGUAUAUUUUCUCUCUUUCCCUCACUUCUCGUAUAUAUUCGUCCCAAUAAAACCCAGAAGAUGCAGUGCAAUGG